ACGGUUAUUGAACUUUGUAAACAUCAUCAUUGGCAUUGGGCAAACGUAGGUAUAAACCCGCUGUGUAUUUUGACAGUUACAGAAAUUAAAAAAAACGUUUAAAUUAAUUUUGGCAAGUUUCAUCAAUUUCAUGACAGAAAACAAACAUUCAAAAUCGUAAACAAACACACAGUUAUCGCGUGUAAUACUUUAAUAUUUCGUUUAAAUAAAAUAGUAAAGAAACGUUAUACCAUCAACGCGAACUUAUUGUGACAAUCAAUACAACAGUGCCUACGUGUUGUAAUAACAAAAUGCAGUCAUCUUACUGACAAACAAAUAUAAAUAAACUCUUCAUAAUGAAUAAGAAACCACGUACUGGUCCCAGAAUACGCAUAACUCGUCCAAGAACGAGAAAGAACGAAGAAAUCGACGAAAAACAUUAUAUUUAUACCUGCCAGUAUUGUCGUUUGAAAUUCACGCAGAAUUCGCAGCUCUUCCGUCACAUGACAUCAAAUCACGAAAUACAACAGAAAACGGCCACCUUCGAAUGUAACGAGUGCCAGAUAGUCUUCAACAAGAAGAGCAAUCUGGACCUACACUGUCAAACUCACCACCAAAUAAAAAGUAAGUCUAAAUGCGACAGUUGCGCCAUCACAUUUAAGUCGCGAUACUGUCUGCGAAGACAUCUGAAACUCAAGCAGCAGCUUGCGGAGAACUCUUGCAUACAUUGUCAGAAGAAGUUCACGAGCAAAGACGGCCUCGCAAAACACAUGAGGAACAAACAUUGUGAUCAGAGUGUUAUGUUUGAAUGUCGGGUUUGCUCAGUUAAAUUUAAAGCAGCUGAGUCGUUGCAGAGCCACGUGAACAGGAUUCACAGGAGAUUAUGAUUGAAGAAAACAUAUUGUGUCUAGUUCAAUUAUGAAUUGUUAAGUACAGGGUGUAAGGGCCCAUUCCCAAAAACGAGGCAAGCAUCAAUAUGCAGCUACUCAGAGAAUAGAAACUCUGGAUUGUUUCAUGAACCCACUUCUUCUUGGAUUUGUUCACCAUGACUUGGUUGGUGUACAUUGUUUUAGCACGAACUCAUUUUGCCCCAUUGAACUCACAAUGAAUGUAUUUUACUGUGGCACAAUAUGAGCACCCUUAAGCAGUUACGGCAAUUCUGACUAAUUAUACUGUGAAGUAGCCACACAUUUUAGUUUGAAUUGUUGGAUACCUAUUAUACAAUUACAUCUUCAAACUCAUAGAGUUGUUAGUGUCAUUCCUUACUGAAGGUUGUGAUGCUUCAGGAACUUGAAUAACAAGCGAGUUUUGUAUUAUAGUGAAAUACCAGCUGUGAGGUUAUCAGAAUCAUUAAUGCACAAGGACCGCCAGCUGCCUUCGUUUUCGGGAACGGUAGCUGCACGAUAAUAUAUAGAUAAAUGGUCUGUUACCGGGUAUACAAAUGUAUUAUCGAUAAUUAGUUGAUAACAUCUCACUCUUAUGUUAUUUUAAUUUUCUCAUUUACUUGUUAAAGUACAUCCAUGAAUUAUAGGUUACAAAUGAACUGAUAAUUGCUAUUGUAAAAUAUAACUUCUGUGCCUAUAUAUUGAAGAAAUUUACAUGAAAAUACA
Messenger RNA from Bombyx mandarina (wild silkworm), 1589 nucleotides. RefSeq lists its product as uncharacterized. Lineage: Eukaryota; Metazoa; Arthropoda; Insecta; Lepidoptera; Bombycidae. The record is from RefSeq and is a predicted model, not a curated record.